Aspergillus glaucus CBS 516.65 is the source of this 2085-nucleotide messenger RNA. RefSeq lists its product as uncharacterized. Lineage: Eukaryota; Fungi; Ascomycota; Eurotiomycetes; Eurotiales; Aspergillaceae. The record is from RefSeq and is a predicted model, not a curated record. Bases 1 to 2085 code for a protein of 694 amino acids. The transcript is spliced from 4 exons.
AUGGGAUCUCCGGUGCUUGUGGCUGUGUUAGCGGUAUCCUGGGUUUGCGGGCUAGCCGGUGCAGUUUCUGUUUCUCGGCACGUCCAACUCGGGAGUCACGAGUAUUUCCUGCCCCCUCAACCUGCUUGGUCGUUUUCAGGAUGGGAGCAUGGACUUGUGGGCUCGGAGGAGGAGCUGAUUCCUCUGACUGUUGUUCAUCUUAAUUCGACCAGUGAAGGCACGGAGUCUAUCAAAGCGACGUUGGACAAGUUCCGGUGGGCGGAUGAUGUUUGGACGCCGGCUUUCACAAAUGCUCUUUAUGUCCAAUACCCUUCGAAUGCAACCUCCGGAAAGAACCUUACAGUUUCGCUAGGGCCAAAUGGCCCCGUCGACAACGUCUUUACGAGUACGGGAAAGACCGCUGCCAAUGGAACUGUUCCUCAGGGACCAUACUUUGUCCACAAGUACACCGGCAAGGUGUAUCAGGCGUACAGGCUGUACCCGGAUACAAGCCAAGCAUUUCUUCAGUCCUCCUACCAAGACCCCAACGGAGUCCACCACAACCUCCGUGUCGCAACAGAUUCGGCUGGUGGCUUGACCGUUGCCGUUCCGUCUCGCUUAUACUUCACCGCCUCCAGGUCCAAGCCCCUGGCAGGUGUCCGCAUUGCAGUCAAGGACCUCUACGACCUCAAGGGCAUGAAGACAAGCGGCGGCAACCGUGCCUUGUUUAAGAUCAGCAAACCGAAGAACGCCACUGCUGUUGCUGUCCAGAAACUUAUCGACGCGGGAGCCGUGGUCAUCGGAAAGAACAAAUUGUCCGAGUUCGCUUAUGGAGGACCCUACAUUACCGAUCACGUUGACUACCUCCUUCCUUUCAACCCUCGUGGAGAUGGAUAUAACUCCCCUGGUGACAGCUCCGGCGGUUCCGGCGCUGCUGUGGCAAGCUAUGGAUGGCUCGAUGCGAGCAUGGGUAGUGACACGGGUGGUUCCAUCCGCGGUCCGGCGACGCAAAACGGAGUUCAUGGAAACCGCCCCUCUCACGGUGCAGUAAACCUGACCGGUGCCUUGGUGUUGGCCAAUUCAAUGGACACGAGUGGUAUCUUGGCCCGGGACCCCAGCGUGUGGUCCAAAAUCAACAAGGUGUUGUAUUCGGGCUUUGCCAAGGAAUUCACAAAGUUCCCGAAGAAAAUCUACGUCAAUGCCGGUGAUGUUCAGAGUGCGCUGUCACCAGAAGAACUCAUUGGUCCUGGGUCUGGAAAGUUGGUUGAAAGAUUGAACAACUUCACCGAGGCCCUCGCUUCAUUGGUAAACGGCAACACCACAAGUCUAUCGGUUGACGACCUUUGGCUUUCCGCCAAUGACACAGGAGAUACGACCUUGAGCAAUCUGACUUCCGAUCUUUACGGCAACCUGACGAGAUACGAGCAAUGGAACACGUUCGGCAAGGACUAUCUCUCCACGUAUAUGAAGAGUCACGACGGGAAAUAUCCUUACAUGGUGCCUAGUACGCUCCAGGGCUGGCAGACGGCUAAUGAGUCCAUGUCCCCUUCUAUCCACAGGGAGGAUCUCAGAAAAAAGCAACACUUUACCAAAUGGAUUUCUAAGAAUGUGUUCAAGCCGGAUGAGGAAACCUGCUCUGAUUCCAUCUUCUUGUACUUUUCUUACCCACAGGGUUCUCAAUCAUACAAGCCAGACGUUUCAAAAGACACAAACAACCCUUACAUUUUCCAACUAACCGACCAACUAUCCUCCGCCCAACAACAAGUAACCGCCCUAAACACAACCCUCAACUGCAACUGCACCGAAUUCGCCGACCAAGAAGCCUGCACUGACCUCAAUUCUUCUGAAAAAGAGCAGCAGAGUUCCGCUGCGCCCAACCGUCUAGCCUCGCUAGGUGAUCUCCCCGACUACGCGGUUACGUUGGGUGAGAUCGCUCUUCCAGACCUUGUUUCCGAUGCGAGCAUGAAGGUUGAGGCUUUGCCGUAUGGGGUUGAUAUUGUCGCUGGGUAUGGGUGUGAUUUUAUGGUGCAGAAUUUGAUUACGAAGUUAUAUGAGGCUGGACUCAUUCAAAAUGUUAAAACGGGGGUAUCGGUUUAUGGGGGUUAA